Molecule: messenger RNA, 1100 nt
Organism: Larimichthys crocea (large yellow croaker)
Lineage: Eukaryota; Metazoa; Chordata; Actinopteri; Sciaenidae
Gene: psme2
Product: proteasome activator subunit 2
Biological process (GO): positive regulation of endopeptidase activity; regulation of G1/S transition of mitotic cell cycle; regulation of proteasomal protein catabolic process
Cellular component (GO): proteasome activator complex; nucleoplasm; cytoplasm
Molecular function (GO): endopeptidase activator activity
Source: RefSeq, marked provisional
AAUGAGGAAAUAAAAAAAAAGACACACACAGACACAUCGUCCUCUGCUGCACACGCCUGAAUCCACCUGAAAACUUCACGCCUUUAUUCGUUUUCUGUCUGCAACAGGUGAAGGAAAACCCGCUGAGUCAUGUCUAAGACCUCCACUCUGAAGAUCAGCCGCGCGAGCGCUGGACAGGUGGAAAUCUUCCGCCAGGGCCUCUAUCAGGAGGCAGAUAAUCUGUUCUCCAACUACAUCCCCCUGAAGAUCGUGCAGCUGGAUGCUUUUCUCAAGGAUGAUGCCCUCAACAUCUCAGACAUGAGCUCGCUGCACGCUCCCCUCGACAUCCCCAUACCGGACCCUCCAUCCCCGGAGGAGGAGGAAAUGGAGACAGACAAGAAUGAAGAGGAUGAGAAGAAGAAGAAGAAAGCUCCUAAAUGUGGCUACAUCAAGGGGAACGAGAAGAUCACGGCGCUCCUGGAGAAGGUGAAGCCGGAGAUCGUCGCUCUCAGAGAGAGCAUCAACGUUAUCUCCUGUUGGAUUCAGCACCUCAUCCCAAAAAUAGAAGACGGGAAUGACUUCGGUGUUGCCGUCCAGGAGAAAAUCUUGGAGAGAAUCGGUGCUGUGAAGACCAAAGUCGAGACUUUUCAGGUCAACAUCAACAAGUACUUUUCAGAGAGAGGAGACGCUGUCGCAAAAGCUUCCAAAGAUACUCAUGUGAUGGACUACCGCUCGCUAGUCCACGAGAAGGACGAGACCGUCUACUCCGAGAUCAAAGUCAUCGUUAUGGACAUCCGCGGCUUCUACGCUGAACUUUACGACAUCAUCAGCAAGAACCUGGAGAAGGUGACCAACCCGAAAGGAGAGGAGAAACCGUCCAUGUACUGAAGGAGGAGGCGUUCAGGGACAGAUUCUGUAGUCAUCAGGAUGCAUUCAAUAUCAAUCAACUCUCUCUGUUUAGCAAUGAUAAAAAUCAGUUCCCAAUUUUGCUUAUUCAUCUCGAUAAACAGUAAAGGUUUUUAACACUGCUAUGGUAUUAUGACACUUUAGGUUUGUACCUGAGUUGUACAACAAUGAAUUAAAAAAAACCAAUAAAAACAGUAAAAAUAAAAACUUGUUUU